ACUUACCUGCAGUUUCAAAAGAAAUAUGGUCCAAUAUUUACUGUACAUUUUGGAACUCGGUGUACAGUAAUAUUAUGUGGAUAUGAUGUUAUCAAAGAGGCUCUGAUUGACCAAAAAUAUGUAUUCAGCGGAAGAGGGAAGAUGUCAUUAUCUGAAUAUGUUCUGAAGGGAUAUGGCAUUACAGCUAGUAGUGGAGAACGCUGGCAACAAAUGCGAAGGUUUGCUAUUACUACGCUGAGGAAUUUUGGGAUGGGGAAGAGGUCAAUCGAGGAGAGAAUGCAGGAGGAAGCUCGGAUUCUAGUGAAGGAAUUUGGCAAAACUCAAGGAAAGCCAUUUAACCCUACUUUCCUGGUGAGCUGUGCUGUAUCCAACAUCAUCUGCUCCAUCGCAUUUGGGAAACAUUUUAAAUACAAUGAUGAACAUUUCUUAAAACUUCUUCAUAAUAUCAAUAUGAUCAUGCGAUUUAUGAACUCUGCAUGGAGUGCGUUUCUUUACAACUUCGUUUGGCUCAUGCCGUAUAUGAUAGGACCUCCCAAGCGUGGGGCACAAUAUCUGUCUGAGCUCAAGGCGUUUGUUGAUGAGAAGGUAGAAGAAAGUCAAAGGACCCUGGAUCCAACAUCUCCUCGACAUUUUAUUGAUUGUUUUCUAAUAAAGAUGCAGGAGGAAAAAGAAAAUCCUAACACAGAGUUUCACAUGCAGAACCUUGUGGCUUCGGCUUCAAACUUGUUAUUUGCUGGAACCGAAACUAUCAGCACAACUGUUCGCUACGGCUUACUCAUCCUGCUCAAAUAUCCAGAAGUUCAAGUUAAGGUCCAGCUUGAGAUCGAUCAAGUGAUAGGUUCACACACUCCAUCAGCAGAAGACCGAACCAAGAUGCCUUACACUGAAGCUGUAAUCCAUGAGAUACAGAGAUUUUCUGAUAUUAUCCCAACUGGACUUCCACACCGUACAACAGAAGACACAUUCUUGAGAGGCUACUUCAUCCCCAAGGGCACAGAUGUGUUCCCAUUACUGACCACCUUACUAAAGGACCCGGAGCAAUUUCAAGAUCCAGAUGUGUUCUCCCCCAACAGGUUUCUGGACAAUAAUGGAGACCUAAAAAAGUAUCCUGCCUUGCUGCCUUUUUCUACAGGAAGGAGGAUGUGCCCAGGAGAAAGUCUGGCUCGAAUGGAGCUCUUUCUGUUUUUUACUACCCUCUUGCAGAAGUUCACCUUGACCACGACAGUGCCUCGAGAAGAUCUGGACCUAACCCCCGAGGUCAGCAGUGCUGGACACCUGCCUCGCUCCUACAAAAUGUGUGUUAUUCCCCGUAAUGGCAAUUUAUUGUCUGAAAGUUCAAACUAA
Molecule: messenger RNA, 1344 nt
Organism: Staurois parvus
Lineage: Eukaryota; Metazoa; Chordata; Amphibia; Anura; Ranidae
Source: the annotation of a GenBank genome assembly